AAAAUUCACUGCUUCUGUCAAAUAUACUGUCGUUUCGCAAAAAAGCUUUUACUUUUGUCUUUACCAUAAAAUAUAUUUGGCAAAAGAAAAACCAAUUGGGUUGAUUUUUCAUUAAAAAUUUAAAUAAUUUCUAAACUAAAAAAUGGAACCCUAUGAUGUUGUAGUAAAUCAACCUGUCGUAAUUGAUAAUGGUUCUGGGGUAAUUAAAGCUGGUUUUGCCGGUGAGCAUAUUCCGAAAUGUCGCUUUCCAAAUUAUAUCGGAAGACCUAAACAUGUACGAGUUAUGGCCGGUGCUCUUGAAGGUGAUAUAUUUGUUGGGCCAAAAGCAGAAGAGCAUCGAGGCCUGCUAAGCAUAAGAUAUCCAAUGGAACAUGGUAUUGUUACAGAUUGGAAUGAUAUGGAAAGAAUUUGGAGCUAUAUUUAUAGUAAAGAACAACUAGCCACAUUCACAGAAGAUCAUCCUGUUUUGCUAACAGAAGCACCGUUAAAUCCUCGAAGAAAUCGCGAAAAGGCAGCUGAAUUCUUUUUCGAAGGAAUAAAUGCUCCCGCCUUAUUUGUAUCUAUGCAAGCAGUGCUCAGUUUAUACGCAACUGGACGAGUGACAGGUGUUGUUCUAGACUCAGGUGAUGGUGUGACACAUGCUGUUCCUAUCUACGAAGGGUUCGCAAUGCCCCACAGUAUUAUGCGUGUCGAUAUCGCUGGACGAGAUGUAACACGUUAUCUCAGAACACUUAUUCGAAAAGAAGGAUUCAAUUUCCGUUCGACAGCAGAGUUCGAAAUUGUUCGAUCUAUCAAAGAGAAAGUCUGCUAUUUGGCCAGUAAUCCACAAAAAGAAGAAAAUAUUGAAACCGAAAAGGCUGCUUACACAUUACCCGAUGGAAAGACACUUGAGAUUGGUCCUGCGCGAUUUAGGGCUCCAGAAGUACUCUUUAGGCCAGAUCUGCUCGGUGAAGAGUGUGAAGGUAUCCAAGAUGUACUUAUGUAUUCAAUAGAGAAGUCAGACAUGGAUUUGCGAAAGAUGCUUUAUCAGAAUAUUGUUCUGUCUGGUGGUUCAACAUUGUUCAAAGGCUUUGGUGAUAGAUUACUUUCGGAAAUGAAAAAGCACACAUCAAAGGACUUGAAGAUUAGAAUUGCUGCUCCUCAAGAGCGUCUUUAUUCAACAUGGAUGGGUGGUUCCAUUCUCGCUUCUUUAGAUACAUUCAAGAAAAUGUGGAUCUCGAAGCGAGAGUACGAAGAAGAAGGCCAACGAGCUGUGCACAGAAAGACUUUUUAGUUUGUUUAAUUUAAUUGUAUUUAUAAUGUUCUACCAAGCCUGAUUUAAAUUUGUUUUUUUCGGCAUUGAUUACUUUGCAAUCAUACGUUUGACGUUGUAGAGGCAUUGUUUUGCUAAUUAAAAAAAAAAUAAAAAAUAAUGGCAAGAAGGUAAAGUAUCAUUACAAAAACAAACUAGCUCUUUGUUAACUCAAGGCCAUUUUAAUCAAAAUUUUUCGCAUAAUGUAUUUAUUAUAGGACAAAAUUAAAAUCCCAAUUUUUAUAUUCAUUUUUGUUUUCUAUAUUUUUUGUCAAUCAAUACAAAAUAAAGUCGAAUAAAUUUAC
This is a messenger RNA of Episyrphus balteatus (marmalade hoverfly), 1596 nucleotides long. It is a transcript of the gene Arp1, whose product is annotated as actin-related protein 1. Lineage: Eukaryota; Metazoa; Arthropoda; Insecta; Diptera; Syrphidae. The coding region runs from base 143 to 1273 and encodes 376 amino acids. The record is from RefSeq and is a predicted model, not a curated record. The transcript has 7 exons.